AUGAAGCUCAUCAUUACUCAUGGUUUCCUUAUUUUGAUUCUCCUCUUUAGUCUUCUCCUAAUAAACAUUGAAGCAAAUCCCACUGUAGAGGAAGAUAAAGAUGAUCAUCAAGAAGUCGCUCUCGAUGACUCUCUGGGCUCUUCAGACAAUGAAACUGAAUCAAACUCCUCAUUCUUGAACAUAAAUGACCGCUCUCUCAGGCAAAAGAUGAGAACGCAUAGGGGGCAGUUGACCUGUAACAAAUUCCCCGGGAUAUGUUAUACUAGGGGAAGCCCAGGACCUCAUUGCUGCAAGAAGAAGUGUGUUAAUGUUUUAACGGACAAGCUUAACUGUGGGAAAUGUGGGAAGAAAUGCAAGUACAGUGAGGUUUGUUGCAAAGGAAAAUGUGUGAAUCCAUCUUUCAACAGAAGUCACUGUGGCGGAUGCAACAAUAGGUGCGAAGCUGGUGGCUUUUGUGCAUUCGGCCUAUGCAACUACGCAUAA
Messenger RNA from Argentina anserina (silverweed cinquefoil), 483 nucleotides. RefSeq names its product stigma-specific STIG1-like protein 1. The transcript has a single exon. The coding region runs from base 1 to 483 and encodes 160 amino acids. The record is from RefSeq and is a predicted model, not a curated record. NCBI's taxonomy places the organism in Eukaryota, Viridiplantae, Streptophyta, Magnoliopsida, Rosales, Rosaceae.